Messenger RNA from Fukomys damarensis (Damara mole-rat), 2010 nucleotides. RefSeq names its product magnesium transporter MRS2 (gene Mrs2). NCBI's taxonomy places the organism in Eukaryota, Metazoa, Chordata, Mammalia, Rodentia, Bathyergidae. Gene Ontology annotation, molecular function: magnesium ion transmembrane transporter activity. Gene Ontology annotation, cellular component: mitochondrial inner membrane. The transcript has 11 exons. The record is from RefSeq and is a predicted model, not a curated record. Gene Ontology annotation, biological process: mitochondrial magnesium ion transmembrane transport. The coding region runs from base 136 to 1467 and encodes 443 amino acids.
CGUCCUGCGCAUGCUCAGUAUGCUGCGACCCCUGUUUGAGGACAGCGUCGGGUCGCGCGGCGCCCGCAGAACAGUCUCCUUGCGGCAUGAGGGGCUGUAAUCUGGCUGCUGCCUCCUCCUCCUUGCUCGGGCGCCAUGAAAUGCCUCCGGAGCCUGACUGGGCUCCUUCCCUGCUUGGCGGGGCUGCCCCGGCGGACCCUGUGCGCCCUGGCCUUGGGCCUCUGCCCCGUGGCUCGCCCUAUUUCUUCUUUGGGCCGCUCGACCUGCUUGCUGGAAAGAAGCUGGGCUUCACCGCUCUGCAGGGCCCCCCCGACCAGCGUGGCAGGUGAAGUGCACCGGUUUAGAACUUUUGACAUUUCUCAAGCCACGUUAGCCAGUGUAGCCCCAGUGUUUACUGUGACAAAAUUUGACCAAGAGGGAAAUGUUACUUCUUUUGAAAGGAAAAAAACUGAAUUAUACCAAGAAUUAGGUCUCCAAGCCAGAGAUUUGAGAUUUCAGCAUGUGAUGAGCAUCACAACCAGAAACAAUAGGAUUAUCAUGAGGAUGGAGUAUUUGAAAGCUGUGGUAACUCCAGAAUGUCUACUGAUACUAGAUUAUCGUAAUUUAAACUUAGAGCAGUGGCUCUUCCGGGAACUUCCAUCACAGUUGGCUGGAGGUGGUCAGCUUGUCACAUACCCUUUACCAUUUGAGUUCAGAGCUAUAGAAGCACUCCUGCAGUAUUGGAUCAACACCCUUCAGGGGAAACUUAGCGUUUUGCAGCCACUGAUCCUUGAGACACUGGAAGCUUUAGUGGAUCCCAAACAUUCUUCUAUAGACAGAAGCAAACUGCACAUCUUACUACAGAACGGCAAAAGUCUGUCAGAGUUAGAAACAGAUAUUAAAAUUUUUAAAGAAUCAAUUUUGGAGAUCUUGGACGAAGAGGAGUUGAUAGAAGAGCUCUGCCUGACAAAGUGGACUGACAUCCACAUCUUUGAAAAGAGCAGUGCUGGGAUUGACCACGCAGAGGAGAUGGAGCUGCUGCUGGAAAACUACUACCGCUUAGCUGAAGACCUUUCCAACGCGGCUCGGGAGCUCAGGGUGCUAAUUGACGACUCACAGAGCAUUAUUUUUAUCAAUCUGGAUAGCCACCGGAAUGUGAUGAUGAGGUUGAAUCUACAGUUGACCAUGGGAACCUUCUCUCUUUCACUCUUUGGACUAAUAGGAGUUGCUUUUGGCAUGAAUUUGGAAUCUUCCCUUGAGGAGGACCAUAGAGUGUUCUGGCUGAUCACAGGGAUCAUGUUCAUGGGAAGUGGCCUCAUCUGGAGGCGUUUGCUUUCAUUCCUCGGAAGACAACUAGAAUCUCCUUUGCCUCCUAGGGUGUCCUCUUUACCUAAAAAGACCCUUCUGGCAGGCAGAGGGAUGGAAGUGAAAAACAGCCUCAGGCCAGAUGGACUUGGAUCAAGCAGAAAUAUACUAACAACCCGUUAGUAACAACCUGGUGGACACGAAAUAUUUUUUUAUACUUCUGGUACUGUUACAAUUACUUUUAUAGUCCUUCACUUGAAAAAAAAUCAAUAUUUAAAUUAUGUCUGAUAAAGUUGUAGUCACAAUUCUAGAACCUGAUUGUAUUUCCAGAAUUCUGAGUAAACAGCUAAGUGCUUGAUUUGUGAAAGGCCAAAAAUCCUAUUUCCUACAGACUUUAAAUACGGUUUUUAUAGAUAGAAUGUGGGGUGUAGAGAAUAAUACAAGAAGAGACUUAUAUAGACUAAUUUAUACAUGAAGAAAUUCUGAGCAAAGCCUCAAAUUUGAUUCAAACCCAUGGUUUCUGUGGUCAGAUAUGGCAGUUCUUAGUACAGGGAAUGGUGUUCAAGUGAAUCUCCACUCAGUUGCCUGAAGUGCUAGCAUAAUACUUGCUACCUUUAAAAUAAACUCUGGAAAGUUGUGCCUUAAAAACAAUCCUUGUCGGGUGUGGUGGAGCACUCCUGUAAUUCCAGCACUCAGGAGGCUGAGGCAGAGGGAUCACUGUGAGUU